This is a messenger RNA of Ictalurus punctatus (channel catfish), 3851 nucleotides long. RefSeq names its product nuclear receptor subfamily 2, group F, member 5 (gene nr2f5). The transcript has 4 exons. The coding region runs from base 762 to 1973 and encodes 403 amino acids. NCBI's taxonomy places the organism in Eukaryota, Metazoa, Chordata, Actinopteri, Siluriformes, Ictaluridae. The record is from RefSeq and is a predicted model, not a curated record. Gene Ontology annotation, molecular function: nuclear receptor activity; RNA polymerase II cis-regulatory region sequence-specific DNA binding; zinc ion binding. Gene Ontology annotation, biological process: anatomical structure development; regulation of transcription by RNA polymerase II; cell differentiation.
UUUCACCGAACUCGGAACUACGGGAGAGGUGAACCGAACUGACAGCUGGCGGAUGAGCUGCGCGGCUCCUGCGAACAGCUUCUCAAGUCCUCUUCCCGCAGAAUAUCAGCCAUAACGGAUGUUUCCAUUCCAACAUUCACGAAUUGUGGACUGAUAUCUGUGUUGUUGUGGUGUUUUUUUUUUUGUUUUGUUGUUGUUGUUUUUUUUACCCCCACGCGUCGGAAAACAUUCCGAGGAGCGCACAUGUGAAUUUAAUUAUCUGCUGGUUUCUCUCUCUUUUUUUUCUCUUCUCCUCCUUCAUGCAUGCAUGUUGGUGUUGGGUGUUUUUUUUCUUUCUUUCUUCUUCAGUUCAACUCCUUUUAGCGCUUCUUCCGUGGUGUCAUUUUUGUCCGUUUCUGCGUGCCGCGCUUGACACACGCGUUUGAACUGAGAGCCGCUGAAAACUUUUGCGCCUUGUGGCGAGAGAGAGCCUCAGCGAGAGAAAGCGUUUACGCGGUGAAACUCGACUUGCGUGUUCAACUCCGUGAUUUAGCCCCGCACGGAGCACGAGCACGCGUUGAUCAUGUCAACGUUGCGCGUGCAUUACAAACCUCUCGACAAAUAAUCCGAUCAAAAACAAUUCAUGAACAUCUAGGCCAGGCCUGGUUCUUGAGUGUCUUUUGAGUUCUGUGCGGAUUUAAAAUCCUCGAGGGAGGGAUUCUUACCCCCCUGUCCGGGCGUAAAGGAGUUCCACCGAGACGCGCGUCUGACUACGGGAUAGCAUGGCAAUGGUAGUAAACCAGUGGCAGGAGAGCAUCGCAGCCGACCCCGGCUCUCAACUGCAGCUGUGCGGCCAGGAGCCCGGUGGCGCACCGGCCACUCCGUCCGCGUCCACGCCGGGUAACGACGCGAUCGGCGCGGACAAGCUGGCCAGCGUGGACUGCAUGGUGUGCGGAGACAAAUCGAGCGGCAAGCACUACGGCCAGUUCACGUGUGAGGGCUGCAAGAGCUUCUUCAAGCGCUCUGUGCGCCGCAAUCUGACCUACAGCUGCCGGGGGAACCGAGACUGCCCCGUGGAUCAGCACCACCGCAAUCAGUGCCAGUACUGCCGCCUCAAGAAAUGCCUCAAGGUCGGCAUGAGGAGAGAGGCCGUCCAGCGAGGACGCAUGUCCAGCUCUCAGACCAGUCCAGGCCAGUACCUGCCCAAUGGGAACGACCCGUACAAUGGGCAACCAUAUCUAUCUGGCUUCAUCUCUCUGCUCCUGCGGGCGGAGCCAUACCCCACGUCCCGCUACGGCGCUCAGUGCAUGCAGUCGAACAACCUGAUGGGCAUCGAGAACAUUUGCGAGCUGGCAGCACGUCUUCUCUUCAGCGCUGUAGAGUGGGCCAAGAACAUCCCAUUCUUUCCAGACCUACAGCUCAUGGAUCAGGUGGCGUUGUUGCGCAUGUCGUGGAGUGAGCUGUUUGUGCUGAAUGCGGCACAGUGUUCCAUGCCCCUGCAUGUGGCACCGCUGCUAGCUGCCGCCGGUCUGCACGCCUCCCCGAUGUCAGCCGAGCGCGUGGUGGCCUUCAUGGACCAUAUCCGUGUAUUCCAGGAGCAGGUAGAGAAGCUGAAGGCCCUGCAGGUGGACACAGCGGAGUAUUCCUGCCUCAAGUCCAUUGUGCUCUUCACUUCAGAUGCCAUGGGCCUGUCAGACGUGGCUCAUGUGGAAAGCAUCCAGGAAAAGUCUCAGUGUGCUCUGGAGGAGUAUGUAAGGAACCAGUACCCCAAUCAGCCCAAUCGUUUCGGACGGCUCUUGCUGCGCCUGCCAUCGCUGCGCAUCGUCUCGUCACCCGUGAUCGAGCAGCUCUUCUUCGUGCGCCUGGUGGGCAAGACACCCAUCGAGACACUGCUCAGGGACAUGCUGCUGUCUGGCUCCAGCUACAACUGGCCCUACAUGCCUGUGCAGAGAGACCGACCCCUCUCGCUCCACUACAACGAGAACGGGCCUUGACCCCGUCCACAUCCGCUAAAGCCACAUCAUGUAGAACCCAUCAGCACCUAAUUCGCCGUUCUGUGUUCGGGAACGGAACUCUUGAGACGUUCUCGUGCCAAGAUUUCUUCCGCAGUCGCUCUACAGUGUUUACGGUCAUCAUGCCUGAGUACUUGACUGCAUCACCUUGACCGAAAAGGGCAAAGUCCAUUCCAGUCCACUGAUUUUCAAACAAGCCAGAAGCCAUUAAAAGCUGAUACCAAAGUGGGUGUCUUUUUUUUUUUCUUUUUUUUUUCGUACCAGGACGUUUCGAGAAAUAAAAUUACGGUCCGGACUUUAACAGGGCUUUAAGCAUGUUUAAGUGGAGAAAUCGCGCUAACACUACAGUCUGAAAGAAAAGAGGCCAGUAAAACCGAAUAUGCUAAAGCCACUGCCACGACGUAAACGGCACGCGAACGGUAUGAAUCGGUGAAAAAAAACACGAAACUCUAUUGUGGUUCGUCUCAAUGUCAUUUUGAGUCUCUGAAGGAGUUUGAAGAUGUGAAAGAGGCACUUCAUAUUUGAAACCAGCCAGGCACCCUCCCCUUUUCUCUAUGCUCUUUUCAGCUACCACCAAAAAUUCAGCACGGCUAGAUAGACUUUCUGUAGUUGCCAUGUAAGGUCAGUCUAUAAGUGCUUAAUUCUUUCAUAAAGGAACACACUGAACAGUAUAUCAACAGAAAUCAGGACCUCAGCAGCUCUAGGACGGCUCUAGGGGGCCGGGCGCCAAGCGGUAGGUAGCAGCGGAUAUCAAGUAUUUCAUUAUUCUUCUAGCAGUAUGUUUCAGUAUGUCACUGUUUUAACAUGGCACUACAGCUUUCAAAGGCAACGUUUGGAUUGCUAAUCCACGGGGUCCAGGAAAGCAUGACUUGUUAUAUUAGUUCACAGAAUAUUUCUAUAAGAGGUUUUUUUUCCCCCCCCCUGUAUUUUAGGUUUGACAAAAAAAUGAAUCCUUGAAAUAAAAUUUGUCGUUCACAAAAUUUCUCUCGUUGUGUUGAAGUUUGUAUAGUUACAAGUAUGAUUAAUGAAGUACUGAUGCUUAAAAAAAAGAAUAUAUAUAUAUAUAUAUAAGUCCAGUCUGAAUAUGACUCAAUAUUCGAAGUUUGAGCUAUUUCUUAUGUAGAAAAUGAAUUGUGGAACAUGUGUUGUAAAUAAAUUUUUAUAACAUUGUUAGUUAUAGAGUUGAGAUGUAUGAGAACGUUUACACAAGAAAUAUGGUGUUCAUUAAAAUCUGGCGAGUUGGGAAAAUGUUCAGAUCCUGCGUUUGCCCCUGGGUUUAGUGUACAUUUAUAUAUAAAGAGACUCACUGAUGUAUACCUUACUGUGAUAUUCUAUUCAGAUUAAUGCUGUCAAGUUUAAAUAACUUGUUUAUUUUAAUUACACACCCAUUGAAUUAACGUUUUGUAGAAGUCCGUUUAAUUAAAGAAGAAUAAUAAUGGCACCCUCUAAAGCGAGGAAGAGUUCACGUGUGUCUAUGGUGGUUGGUGUGCUGUAAUUGCUGCAGACCUGCUUAGGCGGUGCUCUUUCACCUUUUAGUCAUCAUUUUGUUGUUUUGAACUCCCUUUUCCUUUUAUGGAAUUCGGUGGGCGUUGCUAAAUGUAAAUCAGUCAUUUACAUGUGAUUGACUUUUAUUAACGAAGACAAUUGAGUAUUUAGAAAAUCAGAGAAACUUUUGUAAGUCUGGUCGGAAUAUUUAGUUGUUGUUUUUUUUGAUUUUUUUGCCGUUAUAAAUAUUUACGUCUGUACACGUAUAAAUAAUGUAAAUGUAUCCCGCAAAAGGUACAGGAUUAUUUAUGUACGGUACAUUCUUGAUGUUUGUCCCCAGUCAUGUUCGUCUUAUUAAAGGUACCACGUAGACAA